UUCAGCCCGGAGUGCGGCGCUCUCCGGGUCCCUUCCCCCUUGGUGCGCUGUGGCCCCGCAUCGGGCUGGAGCGGACCCCGGGCUCUCGGACGCAGGUCCUGAUGGCCGCGCCCGUUACUCAGCAGGUCAGCGGCGGCGCCGCCCCGUCCCCGAGCCCGGCGCUGGCCGGCCCUGAGAGCGGGCAGCCCCUGGCGCCCUCCGUGGCCGAGCUGCCCGUGCUGGACGCCACGGGGAAGAGGCUGCCCUUCGGCGCACUGUUCCGGGAGCGACGUGCCGUGGUGGUCUUCGUGCGGCAUUUCCUGUGUUACAUCUGCAAGGAAUACGUGGAGGACCUGGCUAAAGUCCCCGAGCGACUCCUACAAGAAGCAAAUGUCACCCUUAUAGUGAUUGGACAGUCAUCCUACCAUCAUAUUGAGCCUUUCUGCAAACUGACUGGGUAUUCCCAUGAAAUCUAUGUUGAUCCUGAGAGAGAAAUUUAUAAAAGACUGGGAAUGAAAAGAGGUGAAGAAAUUGCCUCCUCAGGACAGAGCCCCCACGUCAAGUCAAAUCUGCUCUCAGGAAGCCUUCAGAGCCUGUGGCGGGCAGUGACUGGCCCUCUUUUUGACUUCCAAGGAGACCCAGCCCAGCAAGGCGGGACCCUCAUUGUAGGUCCAGGUAACAACAUCCAUUUUAUGCACCGUGAUAGGAAUAGGUUGGAUCAUAAACCCAUAAACUCUGUCUUACAGCUUGUAGGAGUUCCGCAUGUGAACUUCACAAGCAGACCUUCCAUCAUCCACGUGUGACUUGCCAGUGGUCCUUGGGAACCUGACCUUCAGUGCCAGCAUGCAGCACCUUGUGCUUUCUGGGGCUGGCCCCUCCCAGCCUCUGAGGGAGGAUGAGAGCAGAUUCCUUCCAUUUGGAUCCAGGUUGAGGCUUCAGUUGUCAAAAAUGUGAUACAUAUUUUAAAUUUUGUAGCUUUUUAUAGCUUUUUAAAAAAUAAGGAGUUAGUCUACUUUGGGCUGUGGAGAGCAGCUCAGCAGCAGAGCACUUGCUUCCCAGGAACAAGGCCCAGGGUUUACCCAGCACUGCGAAAAUAAAAAUAAAAAUACAUGCACACAUACUUGUAAGUAUACAGGAGAAAACUUUAAAAGUUAUAGAACUCUCAUGCACAAGGCCCUGGGUUCAAUUCCCGGCACCACACACACCGCCCCCCCCCCCCCAAAAAAAAUCGUAAAAUUAGGAACACAUUUGCUAAAAUUAAAUAACGUGGUCAGUUGUUCAAUAAAAGAUGGUUUCAGCAAUUAAAACAUAUAAAGGAAAUGGAAAAUAACUCCACCAUUUUAUUCAAUAAAAAAAGCAGGAUAUCAAA
Molecule: messenger RNA, 1348 nt
Organism: Marmota flaviventris (yellow-bellied marmot)
Lineage: Eukaryota; Metazoa; Chordata; Mammalia; Rodentia; Sciuridae
Gene: Prxl2c
Product: peroxiredoxin like 2C
Source: RefSeq, a predicted model, not a curated record